AUGCAGAAUCCAAAAGAUAUAUUAAAAGAAAUACUUAUUUCGACGGGCUUUGGAGGCCCGAGAUACAAUAAACCGAAGGCGAAAUCUUCAAAUCCUCCUGCCGAGGCUCCCCUGCAACUACCUCCACUUAAAGAUGGACAAAAAUCACUCAGAAGUUUCAUGUCAAUGCUGUCCAGCCCAUUCAGGAGCCCGAAAUCAUUCGGGAGCCCAUCCGAGGGCCAGAGUAUGAAACUGGUUCUCGACGAGUCCCGUAACCCCAAAGAUGAGAAAUUAGUCGACUCUUUUCGCGAAUUGCUCUCUCAUGAGGGCCAAUUGCCUCAAAAACACCUCGACGAUCAUACUCUUUUAAGAUUCCUCCGUAUGCGAAACUUUGACUUUACAAAGGCAAAAUACGCAUUUUUGCAGCACAUCAAGUGGCGGGAGGAAUUUCGGGUCGACUCAAUCUUGAACGAGUUCAAAUACGAAGAACACGAAGACGUCAAAAAAUGCUAUCCUCAUGGAUUUCACGGUGUGGAUAGACACGGCCGGCCGGUUUACAUUGAGCGAAUUGGGAUGGUCGAUCUCGACAAGUUCCUUCAUGUAACCACCAUUGAUAGGUUCGUGAAGCACCAUGUGUACGAACAGGAGAAGACCCUGAAUUUGAGAUACCCUGCGUGCACAGUAGCCGCGAAGAAGCACAUAAACUCGACCGUAAGCAUCUUGGACGUGAAGGAUGUGGGGAUGUCAAAGUUUUCGAAACCAGCUAGGUAUAUAUUUAUGGAAAUUCAAAAAAUCGAUAGUAGCUAUUACCCCGAGACUCUGCAUCGCCUUUUCAUUAUAAAUGCCGGGUCUGGGUUUAAGGUGCUCUGGAAGGCCAUCCGAGCUUUUCUUGACACACGGACAUUAGAAAAGAUUCAAGUUUUGGGAACCGACUACCAAAAUAGCCUAAUCGAGGCUAUAGAACCGAGUGAACUGCCGAGUUUCUUGGGUGGUGAAUGCACGUGUUCCGAAUUCGGGGGUUGCCUUUUCAGCGAUAAAGGGCCGUGGAAAGAUCCUGAAAAUACUAAAACGCUUAAGGGAAUGCUUUUUACGGAUGAGCAUAAAGGUGCAUAUAAUGUAAAUUCGGCAGUAGAAGAGCCUUUGUUAGAAAAGAUUAAAGCCUUGGAGCCUGUGGUGGAGAAUGUGAAAGAAAAAAUGAGAAUGCUGGAAGUGACACUUGAGGAGACCAAGGUGGUUUUACAAGGACUUGCAAGACAGAUACAAGAGCUCAAGAGAUGA
Messenger RNA from Striga hermonthica, 1257 nucleotides. NCBI's taxonomy places the organism in Eukaryota, Viridiplantae, Streptophyta, Magnoliopsida, Lamiales, Orobanchaceae. The record is from the annotation of a GenBank genome assembly.